AUGAAGGCAUUUGGAGUUGUGACACUCCUUGUGACGCUCUCCCCAAUGGGGGCGUAUGCGGGCUUGUGUUGGCCAGGCUCAGUGCUGAGCUCUUCGACUACUGCUCACAGUGAAUCCAGCACGUUGGUUACUGAUUUGACGACCGUGUCUGCUUCUACCUUAUCAGCGACGGCAUCCACUGACUCCACGACAUCUGGGGAAUCGAGUGCCUCUACUACCGAGGCCGUCUCAACUUCUACCCUUUCUACCGCUACAUCCAGCGAAUCCGGUGCCUCAAGUACCGAUUCCACGGCCCCAGCAACUUCUGUUAUGUCAGCCACGACAUCGAGCGAGUCCAGUGCCUCAGCUACCGAUUCUACGACAUCCGGCGAGUCUAGUUCCACGGCAACAGAUUCUACCACUGCCUCAAUUUCGAUCCUGUCGACCACAACAUCUGACGCUGCUACAACCACAACAAGCGCAGCACCCCAAGGAAUCGAGGGGCCAGACGGUUGCUGCGGCUAUCCGGGCUACUUUGAUGGUCACGUCCUCGCGCUCAGUGGUCUCUCUGAUGAUCCUGAUGAUCUAACCGCUGAGGAAUGCGCCGCAACGUGCACAUCAGACCUCGACUGCACGUGGUACAUCUAUCACCAACUGAAAAAUGGCAAUUUCCAAUGCAACACGUACGGCACGACGCCGGCGUUCGUUGUCGACGAGACAAAGUCAACCAUCUACUAUCCACGAGAAUGCAAGACCUGCGCCGAGUCUCAACCACCCCCUCCUCAUCAGCCUUCAUGCAUCGCCGAUAUUCCGUGCCGCGAUGAGGGUACACUAGAUGGGACGCAGGUGCAAUUCUUGGGACUACGCUCAGUCUCGGCCACAGACAACUGCGGUGACGUGUGCGCUACAGUCCAGGACUGCACUCAUGCGUCUCGCUUCUACGACAUUACGUAUGGUUGGCGGUGUUCUUUGACCCAAAUGGGGUCUGACACCGUCUUUAUCCCGGGCACUGAAUUCUACCAGAGAUGGAUAGCCGAAGGGUGUAUUGUGUCAUUUGAAAGGUGUCUAUAA
Molecule: messenger RNA, 1050 nt
Organism: Fusarium vanettenii 77-13-4
Lineage: Eukaryota; Fungi; Ascomycota; Sordariomycetes; Hypocreales; Nectriaceae
Exons: 2
Coding region: 1-1050 (349 amino acids)
Source: RefSeq, a predicted model, not a curated record